AUGUCGCUCACAAAGGAGCAAGCAGCGGCAACGCUGGAAACAUACAUUCGCGAUGUGAGGAAUCGCACCUCUAGCGACGACGCGCGGAAGCGCGCUGCUCGGCAGAUCAGAGAUUUGGUCAACGUUGCGAAGCAAGGCAAGUCCACAAAUCCUGAGUUUCUCCUCAGAUUCCUGUCAGAUAUUGGAACCCAUGCUAACAUACAACGCUGUAUAGAAAUGGGCGCGGAGCAGUUUACGGCCUUUUUCAACACAGUCAACCAAAGGACCAUGGCGCUUAUACAAGGGACCGACACGUGUGACCGGAUGGGCGGUGUUUACAUCCUCGACGCUUUAGUCGACUUCGAUGGUAUCGACCUAGCCCUCAAAUACAGUCGCUUCGAGCAGCACAUUGGCUACAUCCUCCGCAGCAAAGAUGUAACACCAAUGCAGCCCGCCGCGGUCGUCUUGGGAAAGCUCUGCAAACCCGGUGGCUCUCUGAUCUCAGAGCUUGUUGAUGCCGAGGUCAAGCUUGCUCUGGAGUGGCUCCAGUCAGAGCGAGUUGAAGAAAGGCGAUAUGCCGCCGUCCUCAUUCUACGCGAGCUGGCACGCAAUGCGCCCACUCUCAUGUACCCGUACGUCAACUUCGUCUUUGAGCAGUCCUGGAUCGGCCUCCGAGAUCAGCGACUGUUGAUCCGGGCCACUUCUGCCGAGACAGUCAGUGCCUGCUUCAAGAUUAUUAGGGAACGUGAUCAGGCCAUGAAGCAGGAGUGGAUGGACAAGAUGUUCCAUGAAGCCGUCAGGGGACUCAAGACCAACACUGUCGAGUCAGUCCAUGCUUCUCUCUUGGUUCUCAAGGAGCUGCUAGAGCAGGGUGGCAUGUACAUGCAAACCCACUACGGCGAGGCAUGCGACAUCGUCUUCCGUCACAAGGACGCCAAGGACCCGGCUAUUCGCAAGACGGUGGUCCUCCUCAUCCCGGACUUGGCCAACUACGCACCGAACGACUUUGCAUCAACAUAUCUGCACAAGUUUAUGAUUCAUCUUUCUCAUAUGCUUAAGAAGGAAAAGGAAAGGAACGAUGCGUUUCUCGCUAUCGGUAACGUUGCCAACUCAGUCAAGAGCGCCAUCGCUCCCUAUCUCGAUGACGUCCUCAUAUAUGUCCGGGACGGCCUAAGUAUACAGUCGCGGAAGCGAGGCUCGGUCGACCCCGUCUUCGAUUGUAUUAGCCGUUUGGCCGUGGCCGUAGGUCAGACCUUGAGCAAAUAUAUGGAAGCGCUCCUGGAUCCAAUCUUCGCCUGCGAGCUCACUCCGAAACUAACCCAGGCUUUGGUUGACAUGGCCUUUUACAUUCCCCCAGUCAAGGCUACCAUCCAGGAACGGUUGCUCGAUAUGCUCAGCAAGGUAUUGUGCGGAGAACCAUUCCGGCCGCUAGGAGCACCGCAUCCCAACACACUCACUUCGAUUCCGGCCAUCCCAAAAGAUCCCAAGGACCCAUCGGUGCAGGAGCGAGGAAAGGCCGAGGUCAAAUUGGCUUUGAACACCCUUGGCAGUUUUGAUUUUUCAGGACAUGUCUUGAACGAGUUCGUCCGCGACGUUGCGAUCAAAUACGUUGAAGAUGACGAUCCGGAGAUCCGUGAGGCAGCUGCUCUCACCUGCUGUCAGCUUUACGUGCGCGACCCCAUUGUCAACCAGACAAGUUACCAUGCUCUUCAGGUGGUCGCAGAUGUUAUUGAAAAGCUCUUGACAGUCGGCGUCUCGGAUCCGGAUCCCGGCAUUAGACGCACUGUUCUGGCCGCCCUCGACGAGCGCUUCGAUCAGCACCUAGCCAAGGCUGAGAAUAUUCGGACCUUGUUUUUCGCCCUUCACGACGAACAAUUCGCCAUCAGAGAGGUUGCGGUUUCGAUCAUCGGGCGUUUGGCUCGUUACAACCCGGCCUACGUCAUUCCACAGUUGCGUAAGACCAUUAUUCAGAUGCUAACGGAAUUGGAAUACACGGAUGUGGCCAGGAGUAAAGAGGAGAGUUCCAAGUUGCUGAGUCUGCUUACGCAGCAUGCCCAGGACUUGGUCAAGCCCUACGUGAACUCCAUAACCGAGGUUCUCUUACCAAAAGCGCGUGAUCCCACGCCUUCUGUGGCUGCAACGGUCCUUCAGGCGAUCGGCGAGUUGUGCACGGUCGGCGGUGAAUCCAUGCUUGCUUACAAGGAUACGUUGAUGCCCAUUAUCAUUGACGCCCUACAGGAUCAGAGUGCUCCUAUCAAACGGGAAGCUGCUCUCCACACACUCGGUCAACUUGCUAGCAACGCUGGCUAUGUCAUCAAACCCUAUCUCGAAUAUCCCCAACUUCUGGAGAUUCUCCAGUCAAUCAUCCGCGGAGAGCCCCAACACGGCACAUUGCGACAGGAGACCAUCAAACUUAUGGGCAUUCUAGGCGCUCUGGACCCUUACAAACAUCAGCACCUUCGGCAUUUGACCGAUCAUCUACAUGAAAUGCUCCGGGCUAGUCCUGCAAAGGACAGUGUGGCCAGCCAAGUGGCCAAUGUUGCGAGUGCGAGGAGCGGAAACCCCUCAGACAAGACCCCUGAUUCCCUCAAAAACGCGUUGACUAACUUGAUGCAGGUCGAAGAAAGGACUGAUGACAACAAGCGGAACAAUGAAGCCGCCCAACUGACUGAUGUCUCUCUGAUGAUGGGUGGCCUAACACCAUCUAACGAAGACUACUAUCCGACCGUGGUGAUCAACGCACUGCUUCAGAUCUUGAAGGAUCAGUCUUUAGUCCAGUGGCACGGAAACGUUGUCGAUGCCAUCAUGAGCAUUUUCAUCACUCUGGGACUGAAGUGUGUACAGUUCCUUGAUCGUGUGGUCCCCGCCUUCAUAUCAGUCAUCCGUGCAUCGAGUAACGCCCGGCUUGAGUUCUACUUCAAUCACUUGAGCAGGCUGGUCAGUAUCGUUCGCCAACACAUCCGAGUCUAUCUCAAGGACAUCAUCGAUGUUCUUCAGGAGUACUGGCACACAACUCUUGCGCUUCAAAGCACUAUCCUGGGAUUGAUAGAAUCAAUCUCGCGGUCUCUUGAGGGCGAGUUCAAGAUCUACCUCGCCAAGUUACUCCCACUUAUGCUGGGCGUGCUCGAGAAGGAUGUUAGCACGAAGCGGCAACCUAGCGAGAAAGUGUUCCAUGCGUUCCUGGUAUUUGGCUCAAGCGCCGAAGAGUACAUGCAUCUGAUAAUCCCAGUUAUUGUACGCCUCUUCGACAGUCACAGCCAGCCAUUGUUCCUUCGGAAAUCCGCCAUCGAGACGAUCGGCAAGCUUUCGAGCAUGGUGAACUUGAAUGACUACGCGUCAAAGAUCAUCCAUCCUCUGACUCGUGUGUUGGCUAGUGGCGAGCCGAGUCUUCGGGUUGCGGCUUUGGACACACUUUGCGCCCUUAUGCUGCAACUAGGACGCGACUACUUGCAUUUUGAGCACACGGUCGACAAGGCGAUCUCCAUGUAUGCCAUCCAGCACUCGAAUUAUGAAAAGGCUAUCGAGAAGCUAAAGAAGGGCGAGGCCCUCCCACAAAAUCUCGCUCCUCGGUUUGAAGAUAUCUCCAUGGAGGGCUUUGCUGCCGAAAACAACCCGCCCAAGAAGUUGACCCUGAAUCCGGUGCAUCUCAAGCAAGUGUGGGAAACCAAGGGCAAGUCCACCAAGGACGAUUGGCAUGAGUGGUUCAGGAAGUUUAGCACAACUCUUCUUACCGAGUCGCCGAACCAUUCCUUGCGUGCUUGUGCCAGCUUGGCCAGCAACUACCAGCCUCUUGCGCGUGAGCUCUUUAACUCGGCCUUCGUGUCCUGCUGGAGCGAGCUUUAUGAACAGUUCCAGGAGGACUUGAUCACCAACAUUGAGAAUACGAUCAAAUCGGAGAACGUGCCACCGGAUCUCCUUGGCCAGCUUCUCAACCUUGCCGAGUUCAUGGAGCACGAUGAUAAGGCGCUGCCUAUUGACAUAAGAGUAUUGGGACGUGAGGCCGCACGUUGCCACGCAUACGCAAAGGCUCUUCACUAUAAAGAGCUUGAGUUUUUGCAGGACCAUAAUAGUGGUGCAGUGGAGGCUUUGAUUGUCAUUAACAACCAGCUUCAGCAAUCCGAUGCUGCCAUCGGUAUUCUUCGUAAAGUAAAGACCUACAGGGAAGGUAUUCAGUUGCGCGAGAGUUGGUUCGAGAAGCUCGAGCGUUGGGACGAGGCCCUCAACUUCUACUGCCAACGCGAGCGCGAAAUUCCCGAAGACCAGCCUGUUCCCGUUGACAUUGUGAUGGGCAAGAUGCGUUGUUACCAUGCUCUUGGCGAGUGGGAUUCCCUAGCUACGCUUGCUGGAAAGACCUGGGCCAAUUCAGCACCUGAGAUUCAGCGACGCAUUGCUCCAUUGGCCACAACCGCUGCCUGGGGUCUCGGCAAAUGGGACUCGAUGGACAGCUACCUUCAGUCAAUGAAGCGCUUCUCCCCAGAUAGAGCCUUCUUCGGUGCAAUUCUUGCCCUUCACCGCAACCAGUUCAGGGAGGCUAUGGCGUGCAUCGAGCAAGCUCGCGAAGGACUGGAUACCGAGCUUAGUGCGCUUGUUAGCGAGUCUUACAACCGGGCUUAUCAGGUUGUAGUACGCGUCCAGAUGCUCGCGGAGCUGGAAGAGCUCAUUGUCUACAAGCAAUGCGACGGAGAGAAGCAGGCAACCAUGCGCAGAACCUGGGAGACUCGUCUCAAGGGCUGCCAGCGCAAUGUCGAGGUAUGGCAACGCAUGCUGCGUUUGAGAUCGCUUGUCAUGACUCCGCAGGAGAACAUGCAUAUGUGGACCAAGUUUGCCAACCUUUGUCGCAAGUCGGGCCGCAUGGGACUCGCCGAAAAGUCACUCAAGCAGCUUAUUGGAACCGACUCGCCGUUGGACUCCGUCAUUCCUUACUGGCAUGAUCGCCAUCCGGGCCCAGUCGGCAACAGAAUCGCGUCUCCGAUCUUGUAUGCGGUUCUGAAGUUCCAGUGGGAGAUUGGACAGUCACCAGGAUUCCGCAAUUCGGAGCACAGGGUUGCCGAGAAGACGCUGUACUGCUUGCAGAGGUUCACGCAGGAGACUGCGCACCGCGUUGAGACCUCGCGUAUGCACAUGGCUGCCCAUGCACAGAACGGCAUGGAGGUACAAAACCAGCCAGGGUUUGCUGAGUUUAAUGAAGAGAUGUUGCAUCCACAGGCACAGAAACACUGGCUUGAGCAGACUGUCUUGCUUGCCAAGUGCUAUCUACGCCAGGGUGAGUGGAUGGUCUCGCUGAACAAGGACGACUGGCAGCAGAGAUACCGCGCUGAAGUCCUUGACUGCUACUACAAGGCUACCCACUACAACAACAAGUGGUAUAAGGCUUGGCACGCAUGGGCUCUGGCCAACUUCGAAGUCGUUCAGUACCUGACAGGAAACCGUGAGGUUGAUGUGCGCAACAAUGGGGAGCAGAAUUACAUCAUUCAAUACGUGGUGCCUGCUGUUCGCGGAUUCUUUGAAUCCAUCGCGCUGUCCUCUGGCAGCUCUUUGCAGGACACUUUGCGCCUCUUGGCCUUGUGGCUCACCCACGGUGGCCACAUUGAUGUCCAUAACGCCGUCACUGAAGGAUUUACGCGUGUCAGUGUUGAUACCUGGCUUGAGGUCAUACCCCAGUUGAUCGCCAGAAUCAACCAGCCUCACAAGAGGGUGCAGCAGUCAGUCCAUGGGUUAUUGGCCGACGUUGGUCGUGCUCACCCCCAGGCGUUGGUGUAUCCGUUGACAGUCGCAAGAAAGUCCUGGCACAACACGCGUAGGGUACGGUCGGCCAACCAAAUUCUUGAAAGUAUGCGUCAACACAGUCUCCGGCUUGUUGAGCAAGCGGAAAUUGUCAGUGGUGAGCUCAUUCGCGUCGCAGUGCUAUGGCACGAGUUGUGGCACGAGGCCCUCGAGGAAGCUUCGCGCUUGUACUUUGGCGACCACAACAUCGAGGGCAUGUUUGCCACUCUCGAGCCGCUUCACGAGUUGCUGGAGGCUGGCCCGCAAACCCUUAGGGAAAUCUCUUUCGCCCAGACCUUUGGCCGUGAUUUAAGCGAAGCGCGGGAUUGGUGCCGUCAGUAUCAAGAGACACAAGACUCCAAUGACCUUAACCAGGCAUGGGACCUUUACUACACGGUGUUCCGUCGCAUCACCCGUCAACUUCCGCAGAUGACCUCCCUCGAGUUGGCUUACUGCUCGCCUAAUUUGCUAAACGCCAAGGAUCUCGAACUUGCUGUGCCCGGAACGUACCGCAGUGGCCAGGAGGUUGUUAGGAUCAUGUCUUUUGACGCCACCUUCAGCGUGAUCAGCUCCAAGCAGCGGCCUCGCAAGCUCGAUAUCGUUGGCAGCGAUGGCAAGACAUACACUUUCCUUCUCAAGGGACACGAAGAUAUCCGCCAAGAUGAGCGUGUCAUGCAGCUGUUCGGUCUUUGCAAUACUUUGUUGGCCAACGACUCGGAAUGCUUCAAACGACACCUCAACAUUCAGCGAUACCCGGCUAUUCCUCUUUCACAGAACUCUGGUCUUCUCGGCUGGGUCCCCAACAGUGACACUGUCCAUCAGUUGAUUCGGGAGUACAGAGAUUCCAGAAAAAUUCUCCUCAACAUUGAGCACCGUAUCAUGUUGCAGAUGGCUCCCGACUACGACAACCUUACGCUUAUGCAAAAGGUUGAGGUCUUUGGAUAUGCUCUUGAUAAUACCACUGGCCAGGAUCUGUACCGUGUCCUGUGGCUGAAGAGCAAGUCUUCUGAGGCCUGGCUGGAUCGGAGAACAAACUACACACGUUCUCUUGGUGUCAUGUCGAUGGUCGGCUACAUCCUCGGCUUGGGCGAUCGCCAUCCGAGCAACUUGAUGCUUGACCGUAUCACGGGCAAGAUCAUCCACAUUGAUUUCGGUGACUGCUUCGAAGUAGCCAUGAAGCGCGAGAAGUAUCCUGAGCGGGUGCCGUUCAGACUGACUCGCAUGCUCACAUAUGCUAUGGAAGUUAGUAACAUAGAGGGUAGUUUCCGUACCACUUGUGAGCAUGUGAUGAGGGUGUUGCGCGAGAACAAGGAGAGUGUCAUGGCUGUCCUUGAAGCUUUCAUUCACGAUCCUUUGCUCAACUGGCGCUUGACCAACCCUACCAGUCCGCCCGGUCCCAACUUCAACGCCGAGCGAGAGGUCGCCAUGCCGGGUGGCCCUGGUCCGCGCGCCCGCAGGCCAUCAAUCCUUGACGCUCCCGUGGCACCCACCGAGUUCCUUGCCGCGCAGGCUGCUCCUGGCGCAGAUGGGCAUGGAAUGGGGAUGUCCGCUAACCCCGGACGCUCCCGUGCCCGCACCAAUUCGUCUGCCAUCUAUCCGACUGGUAGCAGCAUGGUUAAUGGCCAUGGAAACAACCAGCAAGAGCAACAGGAGGUUCAGAACGCGCGCGCCCUCGAGGUUUUGGACCGUGUGCAGCAGAAGCUCACUGGUCGCGACUUCAAGCCUCAUGAGGAGCUCAACGUUACUGAUCAGGUCAACAAGCUGAUCAUCGAGGCCACCAAGCUUGAGAACUUGUGCCAGCACUACAUAGGAUGGUGCAGUUUCUGGUAA
Molecule: messenger RNA, 7572 nt
Organism: Neurospora hispaniola
Lineage: Eukaryota; Fungi; Ascomycota; Sordariomycetes; Sordariales; Sordariaceae
Product: phosphatidylinositol 3-kinase tor2
Exons: 5
Coding region: 1-7572 (2523 amino acids)
Biological process (GO): negative regulation of macroautophagy; TOR signaling; protein phosphorylation
Cellular component (GO): TORC2 complex; nucleus; TORC1 complex
Molecular function (GO): protein serine/threonine kinase activity; protein-containing complex binding; protein binding
Source: RefSeq, a predicted model, not a curated record